Molecule: messenger RNA, 1967 nt
Organism: Vombatus ursinus (common wombat)
Lineage: Eukaryota; Metazoa; Chordata; Mammalia; Diprotodontia; Vombatidae
Gene: CSTF2
Product: cleavage stimulation factor subunit 2
Exons: 15
Coding region: 94-1788 (564 amino acids)
Biological process (GO): mRNA 3'-end processing
Cellular component (GO): mRNA cleavage and polyadenylation specificity factor complex
Molecular function (GO): mRNA binding
Source: RefSeq, a predicted model, not a curated record
CCCCUAUGAAGGGGGCCGCCCCACGCGCAUUGCGGAAGUGUGGGUAGGCGCAAGAGACACUUGGGCUCGCACCGGAAGCGGGCACUGAGGACGAUGGCGGGUCUGGCAGUCCGGGACCCUGCGGUAGAUCGAUCACUGCGCUCCGUGUUCGUGGGCAACAUUCCAUAUGAAGCUACAGAAGAACAGUUAAAGGAUAUCUUCUCUGAAGUUGGACCAGUUGUCAGUUUUAGGUUGGUAUAUGAUCGAGAGACAGGGAAACCAAAGGGUUAUGGCUUCUGUGAAUAUCAGGACCAAGAAACAGCCCUCAGUGCUAUGAGGAACCUGAAUGGCCGUGAGUUCAGUGGGAGAGCUCUUCGAGUAGACAACGCUGCUAGUGAGAAGAACAAGGAGGAACUAAAGAGCCUUGGCACCGGUGCCCCCAUCAUUGAAUCUCCCUAUGGAGACCCCGUCAGCCCUGAAGAUGCUCCGGAAUCCAUUAGCAGAGCAGUUGCCAGUCUGCCACCAGAACAAAUGUUUGAACUGAUGAAGCAAAUGAAGCUUUGUGUCCAGAAUAGUCCCCAAGAAGCACGGAACAUGCUGCUCCAAAACCCCCAGCUAGCCUAUGCUUUGCUACAGGCCCAAGUAGUGAUGAGAAUCGUGGAUCCAGAGAUUGCACUGAAAAUUUUGCAUCGUCAAGCAAGUAUCCCGUCUUUGAUUCAAGGUAACCCGCAGCCUGGCCAAGGGCCUAGUGCGCCAAUGAACCAGCCGAAUACUUCAGCCUCUCAACCACAGCCCUUGGGUGGGAUGCAUGUGAAUGGAGCCCCUCCUCUGAUGCAGCCACCUCUGCCAGGUGGCGUUCCCGCACAAGGGGCAAUGUCCACUGCAGGACCUGGCCCUGGCCCGUUGGCUCCUGGAGGUGGAAUGCAGUCCAAGGUUGGAAUGCCAGGUGGUGGGCCAGUAUCCUUAGACCGGGGGCAAGGGACCCUACAGCACUCGCCCGUGGCACCCGCCGGGCCUGCACCAAUUGAGCGAGUUCAAGGUACCCACGUGCCAAUGCCAGACCCCAGAGCCCCUAUGCAACGUGGACCUAUGCCUGCUGGUGGCCCACCUCCCCGAGGUCUUUUAGGGGAUGCUCCAAAUGACCCACGUGGAGGGACCUUGCUCUCAGUCACUGGAGAAGUAGAACCCAGAGGUUACCUGGGGCCACCCCAUCAGGGUCCUCCCAUGCAUCAUGUCCCUGGCCAUGACAGUCGUGGCCCUCCCCACGAAAUGAGGGGAGGGCCAUUGGGAGAGCCUCGACCAUUAAUGGGAGAGCCCAGAGGAUCCAUGCUGGAUCAGAGGGGUCCACCCAUGGAUGGCAGAGGUGGAAGAGAUCCCCGAGGGAUGGAUGCCAGAGCCAUGGAGGCCAGAGCCAUGGAGGCCAGGGGGAUGGAGGCCCGAAGCUUAGAAUCAAGGGCCAUGGAGGCUAGGGGCAUGGAUGCAAGAGGAAUGGAAGCACGAGGUCCUGGCCCCAGAGGUCCAAUGCCUGGGGGCCUCCAGGGACCUGGGCCAAUCAACAUGGGAUCAGGGGGCCCGCAGGGUCCCAGGCAGGUCCCAGGCAUGCAGGGAUCUGGUCUGCAAGGUGGAGGUCAGCCUGGGGGAUUCAGUCCUGGACAGAACCAAGUUACUCCACAGGAUCAUGAAAAGGCUGCUUUGAUCAUGCAAGUGCUCCAACUGACCGCAGACCAAAUUGCUAUGCUGCCUCCUGAGCAACGGCAGAGUAUCCUGAUUUUAAAGGAACAGAUCCAAAAAUCUACUGGCGCCCCUUAAAUGGUUUACAGAAUGCUCGAGAGAAAUCCUACAUGCCUAAUUUCAUAAUAUGGAGAAGGAUCCAGGAUCAAAAGUUUCUGUAUCCCAACACUUGAAUGACCUGAAAUAAAUGGUGGGCAGAAUAUAUCUGACGCCUCCACCGGGAGUAAAAUCUACUUAUCCUCAUUGUCGGGUUUUGG